Messenger RNA from Aplosporella prunicola CBS 121167, 1140 nucleotides. RefSeq lists its product as uncharacterized. The transcript has a single exon. The record is from RefSeq and is a predicted model, not a curated record. Bases 324 to 1043 code for a protein of 239 amino acids. NCBI's taxonomy places the organism in Eukaryota, Fungi, Ascomycota, Dothideomycetes, Botryosphaeriales, Aplosporellaceae.
CAGCCAGCAAGGCAAAAGGCAAAGCAAGGAGGUGUACGGAUUAGCCAGCCGGCCGUGUCACGAGGCGGAGCCUGCCUUGCCCUGCCCUGCCCUGUCCUGCCCUCAUUCGCCGCAACAUCCGACAGACAGACAGACAGACGGAUGGAUGGGAAAAUGCCGGUCAACUAACUAAUCUGCAGGCCGAUCGACAGGACAGGACAGGCGCACAAGACGUCGUCGUCAGUCAGUUAGUCAAGACAGUCGUUCAGUCGUUGGCAGUCCGCCGACGCGACGCGACGUCGUCGCACGCUCGACGCGCCAUGUGGCCUUAACCUGCGUGUCGGAUGCGGGGGUACAAGUCCAUAAGUAGUAUGUGUGGAAGGGCUAGGCUCGUUCGGGUGCGUAGAGAUGAGGGCCCGGGAAUCCCGUCGGCGUGGGUUCGGGAUGGUGGGAUCGGUGAUGGUACUGAUGAUGCGGUGGGCGGCGGGCAGGGCGGGCGAACGAGUGUGGUUUCUUUUUUCUUUUUCUUUUUCUUUUUCUUUUUCUUUUUCUUUUUCUUUUUCUUUUUCUUUUUCCCUUUCCUUUUCCUUUUUUUGCUUUUGCUUUUUCUGUUCUUUCCGUUCCUUUCCUUUACCCGUGCUUAUGUAGGAGCGUGCUAUCCUAUGCGAGCCGUGCAAGGUAGGAGUCGUCCUCUCUCGUUUUCUCUUUCGCUUUUUGCUUUUUCCGCGGGCUCCACUCCGCCCACUGCCGGCUGGCUGCCUGGCUGCCUGGUCUUUUUCUUUUGGUUUUUGUGCGCUUUUUGCUUUUUGCGGUUUGAUUGCCUGCCUUGCCCUGCUCUUCUGGUGCUUCGGCCGACGUCUGUUGCGAGCGAGCGGGCGCUAACUAACGUCUUUGGUAGGUGUUGUUGUGUUGUGUUGGUGCACCGCUACUUUUCUUUCUUUCUUUCUUUCUUUCUUUCUUUCCUCCUCGUGGCUGCGAGUCCUCUGCUCUGCUCUGCUCUACGCUGCGACGACGCCACCCCUGCCCGCGCCGCGCAUAUGCAUGCCCUCAGCUUCUGCCGUUAGCUACGUACGUGGCCGUGGCCUGCGGAACCGACGGUCUGCCCCCUCCCCUACAUCCAACACGUCGCUCGCUGCGUGCGUGCGUGCGUGCCGACUGGUC